Mesorhabditis belari is the source of this 4011-nucleotide messenger RNA. NCBI's taxonomy places the organism in Eukaryota, Metazoa, Nematoda, Chromadorea, Rhabditida, Rhabditidae. The record is from the annotation of a GenBank genome assembly.
AUGCACGAUACAGAAGGGGAAACAGCUGUUGUCGCCGGUCCAAGUCAUCCUUCUCAUCUUCCAUCUUCUCAUCAUGAUGAGGACUCACAUUUGAUCGGUGACGCUGAAAAGCAAAGCGAUGACGCCAUCUUCAAGACACCCACCAUUCCGAUCAGAAAACCCUCAACACGUGGUCGAGGUCGGGGUGCGGGACCUGGACGACCGCCAAAUGGACUAUCCCAUGCCUCAUCACCAGCCACUCCCAACUCAUCUCCCUCAACAAAUCUUUCAUCAAAUUCCCUCCCGAAUCGACCCGGACGAAAGCCGGGUCGUGGACGCUCAAUCAAAUUGCCCGUGGUGGUGCCGGUGAAACCAGUGAGAAAGAUUCGACCGCCCGCUCAACCAUUGCCUUAUUCGACUCACGAUAUGUUCUGUCCGCAUUCAAGAAACUUCUUCGAUUGUUUCGAGUUACCACUCACCACCUCUAAGAUUUCACCCGAAGAAGAACCACAUCCGAUUCAGGCCGGCUUCAGCAAUACCAGCCCAAAAGUGGAAAUGGGGAUGUCUGAGAUAAAGAUCGAAGAUUCGAAUGUGCCUGUACUUUUACCGAAUGGAGUCAUUUUGGAACCCGGCGAAAUACCUCCAUUACAUAAUGGCUUGACUAAUGGAGAUUCGCUUUUGGUCAAAGAAGAAUCGCCGGAUUCAAGUCCUUCAGAAGAAAAUGAACCGUGCUGCUCGAAGAGUUCCGACUCGGGAAUCGAUGUUAAAGAAGAAGAGGAUUCAGAAAAACGGGAAGAACAAAAUGAGAAGAAAAGAGAGAAACAACCCGUUGAUUUUUCGCUGAAUGAGGCUGCUCGAAAUGCCUUUGCACAUGAAAUGAUUAUCGACGAAUUCUCUUUGAUGUUAUUUACAUGCAAGGAAGAUGAAAGGUUAUUCGACAGCGAGUUCGAGCGUGUGAAAAAACUCGAGGAAGAGGAGAGGAAAAAAGUUGAGAUCGAGAUUCAACGCCACAUCAAGGAAAUCAAGCAAAAACUUAAAAAGAAAAAGCAACUGAUCGAUAAGAGCCGCUUGGUGGAAGAGCGAACGGAGCGGAGAGAGGCGUUGAUGAAAAGAUCGCAUGAAAUGAAGAACUACAAAGCUGAUCUCCGAUUGCGCAUUCAAACCGCAAAAAUGACCCUUGGAACAGUGAACAAAGAACUGAAACAAGAGUGGCAGAAAUUCCUCGUCGAUGAAAAGACCCUCAAAAUUGAGAAGAAGCGAUUUCGUCACCAACAAGAAAAAAGACGAACUGAAAAGAGGCGGAGGUGUGGGAAAAAGCCGAAAAAAUCAAAGAAAAAAAAGGAACGGGAAAAAAGAGAACGCAAAGAGAGAAAACUUCGAGAGAAAGCGGCUCUACAAACUGCCGUGCUGUCGGGAGGACUGGCGUCAGCAGUGGCAGGUGGGGUGGCGGGAGUGGGGGUUCUGUCUGGUGCCCUUGGUGGAUCGCCUGUUGGUCUACCCAAGGGUUCUCCCCUUGGCAGUCAACCCUCACCCGCUUCCAACUCGCCUACAUCGAAUCUCCAUGCAAAACGCGCUCCCUCAGCGCCGCUUUCCGCUUCUCCGCUCGCCAAAACCCCACGUCUCGAUGAUCCGCUACGAAGCGGUAUGGUGGGAUUGAUGAAUGGAGGGGUGCUGGCAAAGACUCCACCAUCAGCAACGAAUUUCGGACGACCAACUCCACCGGGAUCAGCUUCGACACCGUUGAGCAUGGCUCCGCGAACACCACUCGGCUUGUCCGACCAAAAGCCACUCCAACCAGGACUCGAAGCUUCGGCUUUCGGGACGGAUUCAAGCCGACUUGUACCUGGCUCGAGCGCUCCCGGUCUCUUUGUUCACACCUCAGCUCCAGGACCUUCCCUGCUUUCUGGUGGAUUACUCACCACUGCUGGUGCUAAUGCUGCAAUACCCGAGCAACUUCGAGCUAUGCUUUUGCAAAGUGGAGCCUUUCCACCACAACAAACACCCGGCACUUCACUUAUGCAGCAAAGUUUUCCACUCCUUGCGGCUCAAAUGCUUCAUCAGCAACACUUCCAAGGAGCCGCUGGAGUGCCACAAGGAAUGGCUGCCAAUCACGGACUCCUUCACGGACAGCUGCCAUUCCCUCAAAAUGCUGCCCUUGCUAGUCAAUUGGCUGGAGCCGCCGUUUUCGGAAAGUUGCCUAGUCUUCAACAGCCGAUUCUAAAGAAACCCGGUCGAUGGUGUGGAAUGCAUGUGAAAAUCGCUUAUGAUAUCAACGCCUACAAGAAGCAACAACAAUCUUCUCAUCAACAACAAACAAAUCAGACGCCAGCCGCCCAAUCGAGCCAGCCUCAACAACAAGCCCAUCACCUUUCCCAACAAUCACAUCAAACUCUCCAUCAACAAGCUGCUUUCCAGCAGAUUUCUUCGGUGAAUGCUGUGUCAGCUGCUAUGCAACAAGCCGCUGCUCAGGCUCAAGCUCAAGCGCAAGCAAUCGCUGCACAGGCGAAAUCCCAUGCUCAGGCUCAGGAGCGUUCCCUUGCUGCCUCAUUGGGUUCAUCAGGCGCUCAAAAUGCUCUCAAUGCUCAACACGCGCAACUACUUCAACAAGCCGCUCUUCGACCGCCUCAUUGUCUUGCAUCAACUUCAGGCACAGCGCCCACUUUGCCACAAGGACUUCAAACACCAUUUGGACAAGCUGCCAUGUUUGGUCCCGCGUCGGCUCAAAUGAUGGCUCUUCGUGCAGCAGCCACGACACCGAAACCCCCACAACCGCAAACUGUUUUGACACAAAAUCGACCAGCCUCAACGGUUUCUUCACGAGCGCCUCCACCACCCUUGACACUUCCUCCUGGUUUCCAUUCUCAGCUCACUCUUGCUCCCCCGGGAUUCGGAGGAGCCUCUUUAACAAAUGGAACCUCUGAUCAAGCUGCUUUACUACAUGCCGCUUUGGGUGCAGGCUCGGCUGGUUUACCUCCUGGAAUUCUUGCCCAAUCUCCUUACCUCCUUCAACAACAUCAAGCAGCUCAGGCGCAGGCUCAGCAAGCUCAUGCCCAAGCCCAGGCACAGGCUCAGGCACAAGCUCAAGCUCAAGCCCAGGCUCAAGCGGCUGUUGCUCAAGCCCAGGCGCAAGCACAUGCACAGGCUCAACAGCAGCAACAGCAAGCGGCUCAGGCGAGACUUAUUUCAGAGCAAAACAAUUUAUUGCAAAUGCAAUUGCUGAGUGGUAUCGAUGCAUCGAGAGCAAGUCAACUAUCUUCUCUCCAGAGUCACGCGGCAACAGUUUCAUCAACCACAGCGGCACCUGUCAUUCAUUCUCUUGUGUCUACACCAUCUUCGAUGAAUAUCCCUCAUUCAACCGCUUCAGCAUUGUUCACAUCACAGGCCUCGCAAGAUGAUCUGUAUCGAGCACUUGAGCAUCAACAACAAGAUCGGGACCAGCAAUUGUUGCGGUUAUUUGCUUCUCAACAGUCGGCUAUCAUGCAAGCUCAGCAACAACAACAGCAGCAACAACAGCAACAACAGCAACAGCAGCAACAGCAGCAACAGCAGCAACAACAACAUCAACAGCAACAACAACAGCAACAUCAACAACAUCAACAACAUCAACAACAUCAACAACAUCAACAACAUCAACAACAUCAACAACAUCAACAACAACAAGCCCAACAGGCUCAGGCGAGACAGGCAAUGCAAAUGGGCUCAAUUCCUCAAGAUAUUGCCAAUCUAUUGGCACAAGCCCAGCGGGGAGCCCUGUCCUUCCCUGGGCUCGGGCAACAAUUCGUCCCCCAAGCACAACCACAUCAAGCUGCUUCUCAACAAUCCUCGAUCGCCGGUCUUCCUGGUCUCCAAUCCCAUCCAGGACAACUCGGCAGUGCCUCAAUGUUGCCAGCGUCUUUGAUGAGCAGUUUGGGGAUGUUCCCGAAGCUGCCCUUCCCGGCUGGGUCGCUUUCUCAGGCGGUGAGCAAGCCGAACGGCGUCUCAGAGGCUUCAUCCACCUCGGCGGUGACUAUGUCGAACCCGAACGGACAUCGG